GGCCUUGUUAACAAUGUCAACUCCCGGACCCGAGCAGCCCUCUAUGUGGGGGCCACCCAGAAGAGAUCACCCCGCAAAACCAGGGUACAACACAGGUGACGGACCAAGUUCGGGGAGAGCGGGAAUGAGAGAGAGCGUGCGCGCUCGUGCUCGUGAGUGCCUGCGUGAGCGCGCCGCACCUCCCUUUACCGUCGUGCGCGCGCCCGCGCCUCGCAGCCCGACCGUAAAGACGCCCGGCUGUGUCGUGAAAGGAGCCGCAACGCGCAGAGCGCUGGUUGACGGCCGAGACUCCAUUUUGUUCGCCGCUUCUCAGCUCGUAAGUCGCUUCUUUCCGUGGCUUCUCUGAGGAGAAAAGUUUAAAAAGGGUAAAAGUUUUAAAGAAUAUUCUGGAGUUGCGUUGCUAAACGUAGCGAGUGUCCAUUUUGUCUCUCCAGCAGACGUCGCGCCCGCGCUUCCGAAGCAGCAGAAGAUGCGGCCCCUGGACAUCGUCGAGCUGGCGGAGCCCGAGGAAGUGGAGGUGCUGGAGCCCGAGGAAGACUUCGAGCAGUUUCUGCUGCCCGUCAUCAACGAGAUGCGCGAGGACAUCGCGUCGCUCACCCGCGAGCACGGGCGGGCGUACCUGCGGAAUCGGAGCAAGUUGUGGGAGAUGGACAAUAUGCUCAUCCAAAUAAAGACGCAGGUGGAGGCCUCGGAGGAGAGCGCCCUGAAUCAUCUUCCGAACCCCAACGACGGGGUCGAGGGCAGGGCGGCCAAGAGGUGCGAGAAGGCCGAGGAGAAGGCGAAGGAGAUCGCGAAGAUGGCAGAGAUGCUGGUGGAGCUGGUCCGGCGGAUAGAGAAAAGCGAGUCGUCGUGAAGCGGCGUCGGCGGUUUACAGCCAAUGGAUUUUGGUCGACUGAUGGAGAUUGGCUGACACCCUGGAGAAGCUGAAGCCAGAGAGCCUUUUGUUUUCUCUUUUUUCCUCUGUCUAUACUCUGUCCUCACUUACACUACGUUUCUGCUAUGGUCUGUGGUUGAUGACCUCAAUAUGAGUUUUGAUUGUUAAAUGUUUUUGUUUGGAGAAGUAACUUUUGUUUGGAAUAAUGCUCUCACAUACAGGAAUUAGGGCCUAGAUUGUAAGCUCUUGUAGCAGUCACAUUUGUUCUUGGGCUUUGGUUGUUAUUUCUAAAUUUUGAGGUGCUUUGCUCUUUCUUGUGUGACCUGAUAGCUCCCUGGAACUUUGGGUCUGUGUGUGACACAUGAGACUCAAGAGUUGGAGUUCUCCAGCUCUGGAGCUGCUGAAGGAGCUGCGUUGAUUCUAGAAGACAACUCCAUGCAGCAGCUGCUGAAGAAAGGACCAGACUUCAACUGGAAAUGUGGAUGGGGCUGAUCUGGCGAGGCCUAAUGAAUCUGAAGAUGGGGUGGAGAAUAUUAUUGUCUGUAUUUGGGGACUUUAAUUUCUAUGUGAGACCAAAGGAGGAGAGAUGUAUUUUGUUCAAAAUUUAAAUUCUAUGUGGUACACUAUCUGAUGUAACCUGUCUGGUGAGUUUAUUUGGACAACCUAACUCAUCUUUAUCUGACAUGGAACCUAGAAUAGGGGAUGAGAUCUUGAUAUUCUGUACAAGUUGAUGUAAUACCCUGAGGCAUUUCAAGGGAUUCUGGGCAUAAAAUGGAAGAGAUGUUUGCAAAAGACCUUGAGGGGAUGGGGAAGGAAAGCAUGGAAUCGUCUGCAUUGGACCCUAAACUGGACUGGGAAGAGGCAUCUUCAAGGUUCAUACAUUGUCCAGCUGUAAGUUCAUUUGAGUAGCAGACCUGACAAGUAUUUGAGGUCAAAACCCUACCAUGUUUAAAAAAAGAAAACUUACCAUAUUAAUAAAGGUAUUCAUUUGCUUGAAAAGA
Messenger RNA from Propithecus coquereli (Coquerel's sifaka), 1875 nucleotides. It is a transcript of the gene MRFAP1, whose product is annotated as Morf4 family associated protein 1. Lineage: Eukaryota; Metazoa; Chordata; Mammalia; Primates; Indriidae. The coding region runs from base 470 to 853 and encodes 127 amino acids. The record is from RefSeq and is a predicted model, not a curated record. The transcript has 2 exons.